AUGCUGUGGCCCCUCUCAUCCAAGUCAACCGUUGCUUCCACGCAACCCGGCAGGAUGACUCCCAGGAUCACAAACCUAUAUGCCAUUUGCGGCCUCUGCACCCUCGGCGGCUUGCUGCAGGGCUUUGGCGUCUCGUCCCUGUCGGCUAUUUUAGCAACAUGGCAGUACAAGGACUACUUUGACAACCCAGAAUCAGUCACUCAAGGCGGCAUCAUGGCUUCCUUGGCUGGCGGAUGUCUGGUUGGCGCACUUGUUUCGUCUUAUAUUGGCGACCAUUUAGGUCGUCGAGACUCUAUGAUGGUUGCCUGUGUCAUCUUCAUCGCAGGCUCUGCUGUCAUGUGCGCCGUGCAAGACAAGACCAUGCUUAUCAUUGCCCGGAUUGUCAAUGGCUCAGGUGUUGGCCUACUCACUAGCCAAGGGCCCAUCUAUAUCGCGGAAAUGAGCCCAGCAAAUAUGCGAGGCAGACUCAUUGCCAUGCAACAGUGGAUGAUUACGUGGGGCAUCCUCAUCAUGUACUAUGUUUCUUACGGAGCCUCGCGCAUUGACUCAACUGCUGCCUUUCGACUUCCAUGGGGUCUGCAGAUUAUCCCUGCCUUGGUGCUGCUCUUCUGCCUGCCCAUGAUGCCCCGGUCCCCAAGAUGGCUUGCUACCAAGGGCCGCUGGGACGAGACCUUGGAGGUUUUGGCCAUGGUUCGCGCCAAAGGUGACAAGACUGACGCAAACACUCUUGCUGAGUUGCAAGACAUCAGAGAUAGAGUCGAGCAAGAAAACAGUUACAAGUCUACCUCUUGGGGCGAACUCUUCACCCGUCGCAACAUUGUGCGUCUCCACGUCGCCUUCUUCACCCACAUCUGGUCACAGUACAGUGGUGUCAACGCCCUCAUGUACUACAUUGUCUACAUUUUCCAGAUGGCCGGCCUUUCGGGCACGACGAACCUCACCAUUUCUAGCAUUCAAUAUGUCAUCAACGUCGUCAUGACUGUACCGACGCUAGUCUUCUCCGACAAGUUUCCCCGACGCAAAGUCAUGAUGACUGGUAGCCUUCUCAUGGCCAUCUUGCAUUUCACCAUGGCUGCCGUCAUGGCUACGAACGGCCAUCCCGUCCCCGGGGGGCUCGAGGGCACGCCCACCGUUACCUGGACACUAUACGCUGGACGCGCCAGCCAGGCCAUUAUUGCUUGCAGUUAUAUUUUCACAGCUACUUAUGCAUUGACCUGGGGCCCUAUGGGCUGGAUAUAUCCUUCCGAAAUCAUUCCGCUGUACAUUCGAUCCAAAGCCGUUUCGUUGGCGACUCUCUUCAACUGGGGCUGCAACUUUAGCCUGACCUUUUUUACCCCGACGGCGUUCCGCAACAUCCAGUGGCGUUUUUACAUCAUCUUCGGAUCUUUUUGUGUCGGUGCCUUUGUUCACGUCUUUUUCUUCUUCCAAGAGACGCAAGGCCGUUCAUUGGAAGAAAUGAAUGACAUUUUCGACAACAAUACGUUUGCCUUUGGAAAAAUUCAAAACGAUAGCCACGAUUUCCGAAAGCGCGUACGAAAAGCGGGAGAGAGACUUGAGUACUCUCCACCAACGUCAGAAGUCGCCGAGCUGGGGCUGUCUGACCGAAACUAA
Molecule: messenger RNA, 1611 nt
Organism: Akanthomyces muscarius
Lineage: Eukaryota; Fungi; Ascomycota; Sordariomycetes; Hypocreales; Cordycipitaceae
Exons: 5
Coding region: 1-1611 (536 amino acids)
Biological process (GO): carbohydrate transport; transmembrane transport
Cellular component (GO): membrane
Molecular function (GO): carbohydrate:proton symporter activity
Source: RefSeq, a predicted model, not a curated record